AUGAGUAUCGUUGAAAAAGAAUCCAUUAUGGAUAUCGGAAAACAUUGUUCCAAAUGUCAAAGAAUAGACUUUCUUCCUUUCCAAUGUGAAUUCUGUAAAUUAAUAUUUUGUGGGGACCAUAGAAAACUAGAACAACAUCAAUGUCCUGGAUUACAAGAGAAACCUAUAAGGAGAAGUACCAGUCCAGAAGGUCCUACAGCUGCAUCUUUAUUUCCAAAUAGAGACAAUGAUAGGGUAAGAAUCAAUCAACUAUUAAAAGACCCAAAACCUACCACACUUAAAGAGAAAUCUACCGCAGUUAUGAAAUUGACUAAAUUCUUGCAUUUACAGAAAUUGAAAAGACAAUCUAAAACCACAUUAUUUUCUAAGAAACCUAACCCCAUAGUAGAAAUACAAUCAUUGAAAAAAGUAUCGAAAGGUGAUAUCAAAAUAAAACCUGAAGAUAGAAUAUAUAUAUGGUGUCUUUACUUAAAACAUGAAGAUUUCGAGAAAAUAGAUAGUUUGAAAGAUAGGAAAGGGAUUUUCAUCAAUAAAAAUUGGUCAAUAGGUAAGAUCUUAGAUUAUUUAAGUGAUCAAUUGAGUAUUAUAAAUAAGAAUAACCAAGUUGAUGAUAUACAUGAAAGAUUAAAUAUCUUCAAACUUGUUAAAGAACAACCUGAAUUAGUCAAAACCUCAUCCAAAGGAAAGGAUUUAAAGAACGGUGAAACAUUAUAUUUGGUUAGGGGUAUAUAG
Messenger RNA from Yamadazyma jaroonii, 732 nucleotides. NCBI's taxonomy places the organism in Eukaryota, Fungi, Ascomycota, Pichiomycetes, Serinales, Debaryomycetaceae. The record is from the annotation of a GenBank genome assembly.